CAAUACCCACUGCUACCACGAGAUGGCAGCAGUACAGCACAAACUGCUGCUUUUUUGUUCUGUCUUUCCACUCACAACAUGGCGGAUAAACAUUUUGUGAGUAUAAUCACGACCUUCCGAGAAUCUCGUCACCGUCUCUACGGUAACCUGGAAACAGACCGGGUUGCCAUAACAACUAAAAUACACCGCUGAAAGAGGAACAGGACGCUUACGACAUGAGCGUACGAACUUUCUGCCCGUCUGUCCGGGUCGGUAACUGGAAUGAAGAUGUUUCUCUGCAACAGGACGUUAUGAAGGAUUUCUUGGAGAAGAGAGAUAGAGGGGAAUUGCUUUUACAGAAAACGAGCAAUUUAAAGAAAAAUAUCUUGAAGAAGACAGAGCUUUCCAUUUCUAAGGAUGGACUUCUGCACUUCGGGGACGUAGUGAUGCUGCUAAACCCUGAGAAUGCGGAGGAGAGUAUGAGUAACCCCUCUCCUGUGUUUGGAAGUUUUACUUUGUGUGUAAAUCCAGAUGAAAGUGCGGUGCAUACAAAGAGCCACUUGAAACUACCAUGCGGGAUUAGUGCCAGCACUAAUGUGAAGCCGUGUGAAAGAAACAGUUUCAUCAUUACCAGUGUUGAUGGAAGUGAAGUUGGAGAGACACUUCAUUUUGGGCAGAAUUUUGCUUUGAGAACAUUAGAAGGUUUCAUGGGGCAUUUCCGUCUGAGAAGUGAUCAGAAGACAUUUCUGAAAUGCAGUAAGAAGUCAUGCUUACAGGAGGUCAGUCUAACAGACCAGCAAUCCUAUGAGACCUGCUGGCAAGCUGUUUAUUUGGAUCCUCAGAUGAGGCUGGAGCAUGAAGGUCUUCCUGUACCGGCAAACACAAAGCUCCUGAUCGUUCACAGUAAAACAAAUCAAUGUUUAGCUGUACUGAGGAAGUAUGUCCUGUGGACGAUAUUUGGCAAGGAAUGUGAAAUCACAGCACACACCUUCUUAAAUGGGCAUAAAGUGGAAGAUAAUGCAAAUCAUUGGACUAUAGUCACUGGUAAUCCUAGCGAUGACAUACACACUAUGUUUGACCGACCCAAACCACCAAACUGACCAAAUAAAUCUCCACCACAGCCUGUGAUUCCAACCAUAUUCGGAACUGCGUACUAUUUGCAUUGUGCUGUUACAUUAUCUAUUGUAGUUAUAAUUUACCUCCUAUGAUUAAACAUGAAUCAUAUAUGUCUUGAAUUAUAUG
Messenger RNA from Spea bombifrons (plains spadefoot toad), 1221 nucleotides. RefSeq names its product cilia and flagella associated protein 161 (gene CFAP161). NCBI's taxonomy places the organism in Eukaryota, Metazoa, Chordata, Amphibia, Anura, Pelobatidae. Gene Ontology annotation, biological process: cilium assembly. Gene Ontology annotation, cellular component: motile cilium. The coding region runs from base 216 to 1079 and encodes 287 amino acids. The transcript is spliced from 7 exons. The record is from RefSeq and is a predicted model, not a curated record.